GUUAGAAGAUGACAAUUUUUACUCAAACAAUAUUCGGCUGGAUCCGCCCAUGCUUGAUUUUCAAAAUCAACCAGUGGGGAUGCCACGCAUGGAGAAGGUCACUGUGGAGAAUAAUGACCCCAAACAUAGCCUACACCUUUUGUCCAUAUCAGGCAGUACAGUUCAUUUCCAUUGCUCAUUUUUUCAAGACAAAAUAGUCCCACCUGGGGGUAAUACCAGUUUUGAUGUGGUAUUUCUGGCUCGCCAGGUGGGAAAUGUAGAAAACACAUUAUUCAUCCACACCUCCAUAGGGUCUAUCCGAUAUCAGGUUUUUGGGGUUGGCAUCCCAAAUCCAUAUCGGCUACGACCCUACCUAGGAGCUCGGGUGCCCAUCAAUAGCAGUUUUACACCUGUUAUACAAAUACAUAAUCCAUACAGUACCCGACUGCAGGUACUGGAAAUGUUUGCAAGCGAGGGAGACUUGCACUUAGAGCUGCCUUCAGGGGAGAGGGAAUCCACAAGAGAUAUUUGGGAAAUCAAGCCCUUUGAGACGAAGGCGGUGAUGAAGGCCAAUUUUGUAGGUAGAGUAGAAAGCAAUCAUUCAGCCUUUAUCCGCAUCAAGACAAACAAAGAGGAGGAGCAUGCUAACAUCCCAGAGUUGCUAAUUUUACCUCUGGAGGUGGAGGUGUCCUCAGAUCCAGGCAUCUAUUCGCCGGUGGAGCUGCUGGAUUUUGGCAUAUUGCGGACACUGGAUGAGCCUAAAACUUUACCACUGAACCUCAUCAACACAGGGCCAAAAGCUAUUCAUAUUACA
This is a messenger RNA of Candidula unifasciata, 793 nucleotides long. NCBI's taxonomy places the organism in Eukaryota, Metazoa, Mollusca, Gastropoda, Stylommatophora, Geomitridae. The record is from the annotation of a GenBank genome assembly.